AUGGAUUACGGAACGUCGGUCCUCGAUCCAGCGUUACGAAGCGCGGAGCCGCCCGUAAACGGCCGAGACGGUGGGACAAUCACCGCCGCCGCGCCUGCAGCCCCCGCGACACACGAUAACGAGAACGCAGCUGCAGCAGCUGCCGCAUCCGGGCGAAGCGGCCCCGAGGGACAGGGACAGGGACAUCAUGACGCGGCGGCAGACACCCAAUCCCCCGAGACGCCGCACUCCACGCACGGCUCCGGCGAAACGCCGCACGACGCCCUCCAUGCAACGGACGACCCGAAGCGGCCCCGAGCCUGCGAGGCGUGCAGGGGGUUGAAGGUGCGGUGCGAGCCGGAUGCGAACGAACCAGAUGGGCCAUGUAAACGGUGUAAGAAGGCGGGGAGGAAUUGUGUGGUCACCAUGCCCACGAGGAAGAGGCAGAAGAAGACGGAUAGCAGGGUCGCUGAGCUGGAAAAGAAGAUCGAUGCCCUUACGGCGAGCUUGCAGGCGCGUGGGACCACCGCGGCCGCUGCGCCGGCGAGCGUGCCGCCGACGGUGGCUGCUACUACCCCGAGUGUGAGGGAGGAGACGCCGUUUCGAAGGGGGUGGGGGGACCAUGGAAUGGCAAGGACCUGGCCUUCGCAUGACGACGAUGGGGAGAGGAGGAGCUUUGAGGCGGCCGGAAUUAAGAGGAAGUUCAACGACAGAGGCGACACGGCAGACACGCCCGCCGAGAUCCCCGAGGCAAAUCGUCCGGCGCCGCCGAUCCAGAUGGGCGCGGACUACGCCGACGUCGUGGAGCGCGGGAUCCUCAGCGCCGAAAAGGCAUCGGAGCUGUUCGAGCGGUACAACACGCACAUGAUGCCGCACAUGCCGGCAGUGGUGUUCCCGCCGGGGACCACCGGGGACGAGCUGCGCCGGUCCAAGCCGCUCCUCUUCCUCGCCAUCAUGUCCGUCGCCUCGUCUGAGAGCCCCAACGUGCAGCGGAGGCUGGUCAAGGAGCUGAUGCAGAUCUUUGCGGAGAAAAUCAUCGUCACGGGCGAGAAGAGCCUCGAGAUCGUGCAGGCGCUGCAGGUCGCCGUGAUCUGGUACUGGCCGCCAGAGCACUUUGAAGAGCUCAAGUUCUACCAGCUCGUGCACAUCGGCGCCGUCAUGGCGCUCGACAUCGGGCUCGGCAGGAAGUCAGGCGGCAGGAAGAUGCAGAUCCCGUACCAGUGGAGGAAUCACCCGUUCAAGCGCGCGCCGCCGCCGGACCCGACGAGCCUCGAGUGCAGGCGGGCGUGGCUCGCGUGCUACUUCCUGGCGGCGAACACGAGUAUGGCGUUGCAUAGGCCGAACCUAGUGAGGUGGACGGGUUUCAUGGCCGAUUGUAUGCAGGAGUUGCAGACCAACGUAAAGGCGGCGCCGACGGAUCGUUACUUUUGUCACCUCGUUUGGACGCACCGGCUUGCGGAGGAGGUGGGUACACAGUUUGCGAUGGAUGACCCCGCCGUCGUGCCGAACAUCACGGACUCGAGGACUCAGUACUCGUUGAGGAUGCUGGAGAGGGAUCUGGAAAAGUACAGUCAGGCAGUGCCCGAGGAGGAAAUGGGAGCUACCUUGAAAAUGAGUUUCCACGUCUUGUCACUGUACAUGCACGAGAUCGCUCUGCACACGCAGCUCGACGACAUCCGGCCGCCAUUCGACACGGCGACGCUCAAGGACGGGAUGCUCCCGAACCUUACCCUCACGACCUCGCACAUCAACGCCCUCUCGGCGUGCCUCUCCGCCAUCGACGGCAUCUUCGAGGCCUUCCUCUCCAUGGAAGUGCCCCGCAUCCGCUGCCUGCCCGUCUUCAACUUCGUCAGGGUGGCCUAUGCCGUCGUCGUCCUCAUCAAGAUGUACUUCUCCGCCACCGCGCCCGGCUCCGAGCUCGGCAAGGUCAUCGACAAGGACAACAUGAAGGUCGAGUACUACCUCGACGCCCUGCUGGAGCGCUUCAGGGCCGCCGCCUCGGACGACCGUAGCCGCCCGGCCGCCAAGUUCCUGGUGGUCUUGGUCAUGCUGCGCAGCUGGUUUCUGAAGCAGAGCAAGGGGCUCGGCGGCGCCGGUCCGCCGUCGGAGGCCGUGGCUAAGGCGUUUGCGGAGUCGAAUCGCGCUUCGAGGCCCGCGGAGGGCAAUCCUGCUCCUACCCCUGCGACUACGGCUACGGCCGCCGCGGAAGAGAGACCCGCGUUCCAGCAGACGCCGGCGAUGCAGGAAUACCCCGCCGCCAACACGCCCCUCCACCUCCUCUCCGAGAUCGCCACGAACGAUCGCUCCGCCAGCAGGGGCGGCUCCAACAACAUGCUGUGGAACCCGCCCCCGUCCCGGCAGUCCUUCAUGUACGACCCCUCGGUGGUGACCCCGACCAUGGACGGCGGAUCCGGCCCGGACACCGGGGGAUCCAGCGGUGCAGGAACCGCGGCGGCAGCAGCCAUGGACGGCAACGCCGCCAGCUGGAUGCCGCAGGCAUGGCCCGGCGACCUGCAGGAUAUGGGCAUCGACGUGGGCCUCGCGGAGGGCCUGUCGCUGGAGGAGUUCACAUCCGGAUUCGGGGCUAGCCCGGGGAGCCUCACGAACGGGAUGCGGUACGUCAUGGCGCAGGACCCGUGGCUCAGCGGGUUGGGCUCGCUGGGCGAUAUGUUCGAGGGGAUGCCGGGGGGUGGUGGGCCGCCCAUGUUUCCCAUGUGA
Messenger RNA from Colletotrichum karsti, 2697 nucleotides. RefSeq lists its product as uncharacterized. Gene Ontology annotation, cellular component: nucleus. The transcript is spliced from 2 exons. Bases 1 to 2697 code for a protein of 898 amino acids. NCBI's taxonomy places the organism in Eukaryota, Fungi, Ascomycota, Sordariomycetes, Glomerellales, Glomerellaceae. The record is from RefSeq and is a predicted model, not a curated record. Gene Ontology annotation, biological process: regulation of DNA-templated transcription. Gene Ontology annotation, molecular function: transcription cis-regulatory region binding; zinc ion binding; DNA-binding transcription factor activity, RNA polymerase II-specific.